Messenger RNA from Rhinolophus ferrumequinum (greater horseshoe bat), 6645 nucleotides. It is a transcript of the gene PLCXD2, whose product is annotated as phosphatidylinositol specific phospholipase C X domain containing 2. Gene Ontology annotation, biological process: lipid metabolic process. Bases 564 to 1589 code for a protein of 341 amino acids. Gene Ontology annotation, molecular function: phosphoric diester hydrolase activity. The transcript has 4 exons. NCBI's taxonomy places the organism in Eukaryota, Metazoa, Chordata, Mammalia, Chiroptera, Rhinolophidae. The record is from RefSeq and is a predicted model, not a curated record.
GCUAAGAGUCCGGGUGCCGCCGGUUACACUUCUGGGCGCCUUCAGGAAGCACAGGUCAGGGGGAGUGUGUACCGAGAAGCCGGAGGAGGGAUAGCAGGCAGGCCCAGCUUAUGUGCCAGCCCAGUGACAUACAUAGAAGCCUAAGUCAGGCUGAUGAUGGUGCUUUUGGGCGCUCACGUGUGUAUAGCCCCACCGGCUUGUCUAUAUGCUGUGUGGGCACCUGUCCUGUGAGUGGCUCUGGGCGUGGCUGCCCCUGGACGUGCAGUUUCUGUAAGAUUUAUCUCUAGGGGCCUACCUUUCCUGAGCUCCAGAGGGGAACGUAAGGAGUUUAACGGAGCCCGGGCUGAGCAGAUUAACAGAGGCAGUGCCGGAGAGGGUGGGGACUGCGGGUGCCGGUGAGGUAGGGAACCACCUAUCUGCCCCGUUUCCCAGGCAGAAAGGCCUUUUGGAAAGACUGGCGUGACAAUCGUGGCCCUGAAAUGUCUAGAGAGCCCUGGCAAUGAUGAUCACUGAGUGAGUGGCACUUGACUGAGCCUGGGCCGUUUGUUGACUGACAGAGAGGGAUGCUAGCAGUUAGGAAGGUAAGGAGGAAACUCAGGAUGGGGACCAUCUGCUCCCCCAACCCCAGCGGGACAAAGACAUCGUCGGAGGCCUGCAAUGCCGACUGGAUGGCCUCGCUGCCCCGUCACCUCCAGAACGUCCCCCUUUCCCAUCUGGCAAUCCCAGGAUCCCAUGAUUCAUUCAGCUACUGGGUAGAUGAAAAGUCCCCAGUGGGGCCUGACCAAACUCCUGCUAUCAAACGCCUCGCCAGAAUCUCCUUGGUGAAGAAGCUGAUGAAGAAAUGGUCUGUGACUCAGAACCUGACAUUCCGAGAACAGCUCGAAGCUGGGAUCCGCUACUUUGACUUGCGUGUGUCCUCCAAGCCAGGGGAUGCUGAUCAGGAAAUCUACUUCAUUCAUGGGCUUUUUGGCAUCAAGGUCUGGGAUGGAUUGAUGGAGAUGGACUCUUUUCUCACACAGCAUCCCCAAGAGAUUGUCUUCCUGGAUUUCAACCACUUCUACGCCAUGGAUGAGGCCCAUCACAAACGCCUGGUUCUCCAGAUCCAGGAGGCCUUUGCAAACAAGCUAUGCUCAGCCUGCAGUGUGGAGAGUCUGACGCUACAGAUCCUGUGGGAGAAGAAGUGCCAGGUCCUUAUUUUCUAUCACUGUCCCUUCUACAAGCAAUACCCCUUCCUGUGGCCGGGAAAGAAGAUCCCAGCGCCCUGGGCCAAUACCACAAGUGUGCACAAACUAAUCCUCUUCCUGGAGACCACUCUGAGUGAGCGAGACCCGAGUGGCACCUUCCACGUCUCCCAGGCGAUUCUCACCCCCAGAGUGAAGACCAUUGCCCGAGGCCUGGUUGGAGGCCUCAAGAACACUCUGGUUCACAGGAAUCUUCCUGCCAUCCUAGACUGGGUAAAAACACAGAAGCCUGGAGCCAUGGGUGUCAACAUCAUCACAUCUGACUUCGUGGACCUGGUGGACUUUGCCACGACUGUCAUUGAAUUGAAUGACCUCCUACAGGAGGAUAGAGCUUUGGCUAAAUGCUGAUUUAAUUUUUUAUUUAACUUAAUGUUGAAUUUGUUGAUCCAGGCUAGAGUUCUGAAGGGUUUUCUGUUAGGAUGGCCUUUGGGAAGUGAUGGUGAAGUAAGAAGAGGAGGGCAUCUUUUUUUCCCUACUCACAGAGCCAUUUGGAUAAAAUUACAGAGCUUUUAAUUGCCUUUUACCCAAAUGAGACUUUUGAAAAACUUAAGUCCGAGGGAAGAAAGUGUGUUUCAUGUGAUCAAGGUCAGGAGCUCCCCGAUGGCUUAUGAUGUUGAAUGUAAUAUGGAAAUGGGGUCUCCAAGUUCCAUUAGGGUACUGAGUGUCCCCUAAGUGGCGUAGUUCCCUGUUGUCUUCCAGGAUGCUGUGUUUGGCUCAGUGAGAAGACUGAACCUGAAAGGUAUUCCUGAUCAAGAGAAUGGCUCAUCGCAGGUGUAGACUACCCUGUGGUCUACAUCAACCUAGAGGCUUGAGGGGAGAAAGGGUCAAACACCAGUUCUCUCUAGAUAUGUUGAAUGCCACCACUUCUUCCCUGAGAGAGUGAGACAUUUAUCACCAAGGUAUUUCAGCCACAAGCUGCUCUUACAUAGCUUGUGCUUGGUACACUGGUCAACUUCAUUCUUUAGAUAAAGAGCGCGUACUCUCCUUGAUGUCAGAAAUGUGUUUCCCUGUUUUAAAACCCUGAUUCCUUUCUAUGUAUUUGGUUCCUUUCUUAAAAGUGAAAGGAACAAUGAUGGGAGAUCUUUUCAAUGUGGGGCCCAACAAGACAUAGACAUGCAUGUUUGUUGCAUGCUGGAUUUUUUUUUUAUUUUUUAUUUUAUUCUGCAGUUUUUCCCAAAAUGGCUGUCAGGUAAGCACCUGCAUCAUUUUGGCAAAGUCCUCUUUGGAGUGGGAUCCUCACGCCAGAUCUUAGAAUUGCAUUUCACUGUUGUCUACCCAGAACUCGGGUCUCUGCUGUGACACACAUCGCUAAUGGAAGGUACCUCGUCCGCGACAGUGUGGAGGCAGACACAGGAUGCAUGGGAAAGUGCAAUGGAUUUAAGGAGGAGGCUCCCAGUGGGUUUGGAGCCAUUCUGUAACUCCUUGUAAACAAGACUACCUCGGGGACAUUUAAGAUGACUUGUGUGUCAUCAAGUGAGAAAUACGCAGUGUUGGAACAUUUCCAGCUUAUGUCUUGAUCGUUCUACGUUCUGCAGGCUCUUUAGAGCCCACUAAUCACCACUGCAUGAAGGCUUUGAAACUCAAGAGGGGAUUUUUUUUUCUUUCUUGAUAAGAGGUGCCUAUCUAUAAAGAGCCCUCUUGUGUUUUUAUUUAUUUAUUCAUUUAUUUAUUUGUAGAUUAAGUAUCUUCAGUGCUUCUUACCUCAAGAGCACUCACAAAGGAGCUUCCUGAACUUUUCUCACCAGGCCGGAUGCUGCCAUGGUCUUCUCCCUCAGCAGGACCAUGCAUCUCAGGACUGUGAGUGACCUCUGACUCUGCUAUACAUGUCCUGGUUCUCCAUUCACGUAGGGAGCAGUGUUCGUGUGUGGUGUGGUCCAGGUCUGAGAAGCCACUCCCAAGCCACGCACUGGGGCAGAUGAAAUGGGCCAUAAGGAACUCUCAGUUUUUGAGGAAGACCCUCCAUAAGAUGGUUGAAAUGAAGGAACUAGAAAGAAAACUGGGCACGGGAACGUGUGCGUCUCGAUGCUCCUCAGAACUGUCCGAAAAUCCCUAAGGAAGUGUCAGCUUAAGGAGGAAAGAUAAACAUGGAAUCCUGGAUGGAUAUAACAUGGAUAACGCUCGUUGGACGACCUCCCAAUAGCUUCCCAUGUCUAUUCUUCAAUGUUCAUAGCUGGAUUUCCAUGUUGCCUGCAGUGGGGGUUAUCCUAGGGGAGCUAGUCAAAGCACAUGCACACCCCCAACUCUUGGUCUUCCAACCCUUACUCUCCGUAAAGUGACUUAAGCCUGAUCUUUACCUUCCACCGCUCGAGGAGGUCACAACACAAACACCUGUGGGAAAUCUGGUUUAACUUCAUUCUCUUGCAUUUGAACCCCUCUCCAAAGAGGUUUCUGGGAUUUUAUUCUCAAGUCUUUAGGGUCUUCUCUGGAAAAGAGUAAGAAAGUGAGUGCCCUCACUUUCUCGAUUUUCCUUCAAUUCUAAUAUUAAACUCCAGUGACAAGCUCUGAAAUCCCUGGCCUACCCUCAGGGUUUUAUUUGUUGUUAUUGUUUCAGUUUGGUCUUACUUUUAACUCUUGGUUAAUUGCUGGGGACUAGAUUGGUUCCCUUCUUUAACCUGUUGUUACUUGGCAAAGAGAUAAGGAGGCAAGAGGAGAAUUCUUCUCUGUUUUAUUGGAGCCUCAGCUUUGACCAGGUGCUUGGUGCUAUGAGGCCAGGGGUGUGACAGGUACCUGCACAGGAUGCCAGUGACACCCAAGGGCUGCUGACUGUUCAGUGAAAUGUUUACUUGAUUUUCUCCUUUAGUUUUAAAAUAUGUAAUUGCGCUUGGGCUGUACCAUUUCAGUGCACCUCAGUGUUUGCAUGAUAAGAGAAAAGUCAUAGAGCAUAACACAAAAAGCACAGGAAACCGUUACCAAGGUCAGAUGCAUGGAGUCCUGCUCUGCGUGGCGAGUACCGGUGCUCACUCCUUCAUGCUGCUUUGGGUUGCCAGUCUGGCUAACGUUUUGAAAUUCUGUGCUGGAGUUCUGGGAGUUAGAAGGAGGACUAUUUAUAAUUCACCCUUUAUAAACACCCUCGAACUGGCAGAACCUUUGCCUCAAGAAAGAGUUGCUCAACAUAUUGUAAGAGAUGUGUGCAGUCUGCUCCUUGACCUAAAGCCAAAUAAGAGACGCAGUGAUGGGACAGAGGCAAAACAGACUUUAGUUCUGUGACUCAAUUCACAACUGCCAACAAUAAAAACGGUGAGCCAACCACGUUGCUUAUUCUCACAGCUCUGGGGACCUUUCAGAUUAAACAAGGCUAUCAUAUUCGCUCAGAGUUAACUUCAAGAUCAGCUAAAACACUACUUGAUUGAGCCAUAAAAGGCUUUAGGAUUUGGGGCCAUAGUUAUUCUGAAAAGUAGACUUGAGUUUUUCAUGAGCUCCCUGGCCACAUUUCCAUGGUGUUGUGGCAAAGGGGACCAUCACAGGUUUCAGUUAAAGAUUAGAGCAGUGUUUAAAAGCUUAAACUUGGAGCUUAUUAGAGUUACCACGGUGGUUUCAUGGAUACAGAAGAUACACUUAGGAUUGGAGAGAGAGAUCAUGGUAGAAUUGAUGGAAUGAGAAAUUCUUGAGGAUUAAAUUUUAGAUUAAUGUCAGAUCUAAAAGAUCAUGCCAAAAAAUAUAUUUGUUGUGUUAGCCUGUAACAUAAAUUCAGUUAUGUUCCUUAGUGCUCAGCCCAGUCCCCUGAAUUCUUGAGAGCAGUUAAGUCACAGUCCGAAACAAGAAUUGUAUAUAAAUUCAAAGAAAAGCACAAGAUCUGAGCCCAGGUAAGGAUCAACCCUAGUUCUUCUUUCGUGACCUCAUAGUCACAUUACAAAGUUCAUGUUUCUGUUCAAGAAGGUAAUGUGGUGGAGCAUUCUGGAAUUAAAUGCAGUUUUGUGGUGUGACAGGAUUUUCUAUUUCUGUUUUUCUGAAUCUGACCGUAAGAAAGUGCUCCCCACAGAGACAUUACAACCCAGCCAGAAGGCUUAGCGCAAAGCUAACGGUGGAGAAACAGAAGAGAUGAAGACUGAGAUGAAACCACCUGAUUUCCUGGGAAGCAAAAGGGCUAUACAAAUUCAGACCAUCUGACAGAAUUAGUCUGUGCCACAGUUGAAGUUUUGUAAUGUUCUUUAUGGGCUAAUUGCAGAUUUUUACUGGGAAACAGAAAAUGUUAGUGAAUGGGGCACAGCCGCAAGAACACCCCUCCCUGGCUGAGCAAGGAAGUGACCGUGUGCUAACUCUGCCUUGGUUCUUUUGUCUGGAAUAAAGAUGCAAUCUGCCACUUUACUGCUGUGUUGCAAACCAUGGUCAACCAGCUCCCCAAAAUAUCAGGUCCCUGAGGCUGAGGUUAAAUGCCUUAUGUUAAGGGAACGUACAGUUGUGGUCAUUCUUCCCUAUGUGGCAUUGGUGGAGAAAUGCUAUUUGGGUUCAUGUCUCAAAGGUGUGGUGUAGGAUCCCAGAACUUGUCCAACACUGGAGCUGUCAGUGAUACAUAUAGUGAGAUGAGCAGGGCUGAAAGAAACCUGCUGACAUGUCUGAGAGCCCCUGAGAGCUGGGCUUUCCCAAACACAAGCCAAAUAGUCAUGUUAUGACCAGAAGAAACGAAUAGAAAUGAAUAACAUGAAACUCCAAACUGACAGGAAGUUUGUUUUGUAUGGCAUACAACAUGAUUGUCCCUCUGCAUUCCACCAGCUUUCCAGUACACCAUGGCCCUUGGCCUCAGACUGCUUCCUAGUAUUUGCCACCACGCCUUUGUCACCCACAAAUGUUGUCUUGGGUCACACCGGAGUGAACUACUUGGGUGAUAAGUGAUUUGGCUGGAAACUUUACCCUUAAUUCUAAAUGAUACUGAACAGCUCUUUACUGCCCCAAGGGAUCCACUAUCUCCUUAUCCUUUGGCUUCUCCAACUUCCUACUAGAAAUAGUGACACUCACGUUAAGUAUAUCAAUGAGUUGGUCCUAACCCACAGAACACAGUGCACAAUGCUCUUGAUAUUGUUGAAACAGCAGUCUUAGACAUGGUGAAAAUAAGGCAACUCUCUCUAUUCUGCAGUGGAUAUAGUAUUCUAGUCUUUUCUCCAGCAAAACUUGUUCUUACCACUUUUGAAAUCCAUUUCUAAAGCACGUAGUUUGGAUGAAAUAUUUUUCUUCUCUUCACUGGGAAUUCAAUCCCAUAGUCUGCUGAGGCCCCACCAAUAGUGGAGAGACAUUUUCCAUCUCAUUCUUUGUCUUCUCCUUCCUAGGAUACCAGUUUCUCUCUAGUCUCCUGGUCAUGCUUUUGCAUCUGCUGAUUACUGUUAAUCACAGGAUGCUGGCAGAACAUACAAUAAAAGGCACAUACAUUGGAUAAUGUACAAACACCCUCUUAUCACAGUGUUUUUUUGCC